UAUUGCAAUGAUAUAGAUUGCAUCAAUCACACCAAAUUGAAAAUUCAUAUAUUCACUAAAAACACUAGUUGCGGUUUUCCAAAUGAACGAUUAUUGUAUAGCUUAUGAUACCACCAUUUCAUUGCUGUGUGGUUUUCUUAGUACAAUAAAUAGGUUUAAAUUGUGUAUAAAUAACAAACAUUUCAAGAAAUUUAUAUUAAAUAAUAUUUUGUUUGUAACUCGUGUUUAACAAUUCAUUUUUAAGCGUAUUAAAUAAUAGUUUUAAAAUAUAUUUAAUAAAUCAACAUGUUGAAAUUAUUUGCCAUAAUCUUUACAAUUCAAAGUGUAUUUGGUGGUUCUCGUUAUCCAUCUGGCAUGAAUCCAGCUUUAUGUCCUAACUAUCCUCAUUGUGAUAACGCAUUAUUGGCUGCAUAUGUUCAACCUGCUACCUACCAAGAUCAUUAUACACAAAAUUAUGAUGAGAUUCCGCAUCCAAAAAAUGCUGCAAAUUAUCAUCAACAACCUGUAGUUCCUUUACCAUAUGUUGAACCAGGUUAUCCAGCUGGACUAUCAUCAUCAAGUUGUCCUAAUUAUCCAUAUUGUUCACAUCAUAUACCAGCUGAAGCUCUUAAGUAUAACAACCAAAAUAGAUAUCAACAAGUACCAGCAUAUAAUUAUUACUAGCAUUAUAAACAAUACAUUUUAAUUACUGUAUUGAAUUUCACUACUAUCAUAAUUAAGAGCUACUUUUCUAGUUGUUCAAUAAUAUGAUAAUAAAUAUUAUUUAAAAUUUAUUUUAAUCUCAACUAUGGUAUAAUAAAAAUUUAAUAUG
Molecule: messenger RNA, 811 nt
Organism: Daktulosphaira vitifoliae (grape phylloxera)
Lineage: Eukaryota; Metazoa; Arthropoda; Insecta; Hemiptera; Phylloxeridae
Product: cuticle protein 1
Exons: 2
Coding region: 286-663 (125 amino acids)
Molecular function (GO): structural constituent of cuticle
Source: RefSeq, a predicted model, not a curated record